Molecule: messenger RNA, 2374 nt
Organism: Prunus mume (Japanese apricot)
Lineage: Eukaryota; Viridiplantae; Streptophyta; Magnoliopsida; Rosales; Rosaceae
Molecular function (GO): protein dimerization activity
Source: RefSeq, a predicted model, not a curated record
CUUCUACCCUUUUGCUCUCUUAUCUAAUCUCUCUUCCUGAUCACAGCCAUGGCAGCUCCAUCUUCACUCUUCACUUUGUCAAGUACAGUUUGAGGUGAAUUUGCAGGCCUAGCUUGCUGAAACACUAGAUGUACACAUUGGACAUAAAGAUCUUGAGGUGAAAUUGGGGGGUUUUAUUUGAAAGGAAAAAUGGAUGGUAGCGGUAGUGAAGCCAUCAACGUUUAUGAGCAUUGUACAGUUGUUGAUAGAAAAAAGGGUAGAGUGGCGUGCAACUACUGCGGUAAGGUGGUGAGUGGUUCAUACCGUUUGAAGUGCCAUGUAGGAGGAAUCCGGGGAGAUGUAGUGCCAUGUCCAAGUGCUCCAGCUGAUGUGAGGGAGCUGAUGAGAAACCGGUUGAUGGAGAGAAAAGGAGAAACAUUUGGCAUGGAACAUAUGGAGCUGCAUUUCCCUGAUCUUCCCCGGAGGACGAAUAGCAGUCCUAGCUCGAAUGGCAUUAAGCAUAAUAAGCCUCAAACUUCUCAGACUUCUGGCUCUCAGAAUGGAAGCCAAGAAAAAGAAGAGAUGGAAUUUUCGUUGGAAGAUGGUGAAACAGGAAAUGUCUUUGUUUCCAAUGGAAGUAGAGGCUCAAAACGAGGUGGCAAUGAGGAAACAAUAGAUGAUACAGCAUCAAGGAAAGCCAAGAAGUGCAUCGGGAGAUUCUUAUAUGAAACAGGAUUAGAAUUUGCUGCUGCAAAUUCACCUAGCUUCAAAAACAUGAUACAUUCUACCCUUGGUCCUGGUCUGGGGGAGUUCAAGAUCCCCAGCUAUGAAGAGCUCAGAGGUUGGAUACUUGAGGAUGAAGUAAAGGAGGUUACAGAAUAUGUGACAAAGAUAAGAAAAUCAUGGGCUACCACUGGGUGCAGCAUCUUGUUGGACAGUUGGAUUGAUGAAAAGGGACGAAAGCUUGUUAACUUUUUGGUGAAUUGCCCUGAAGGCGCAAUUUAUCUUUGCACCCAUGAUAUUUCAUCCUUCGAUAUUGAUGCCAUAUAUUCACUUUUGGCGGAAAUUAUGAAGGAUGUGGGGGUAGAAAAUGUGGUCCAGGUAGUGGCAGAUUCUACGACAGGCUGGGCUGGUAUUGGGGAGGAGGACUUCAACAAUAGGUUCAAAGGUGUAUUUUGGGGAGUGAGUGCAUCUCACUGCAUUGAGCUGAUAUUAGAGAAGAUUGGGAUGAUGGGCUCUGUUAAAAGGAUAUUAGAUAAGGCCAAGGUUAUUACAAAGUUCAUUCAUGGACAUGCAACAGUUUUGAAGCUUUUGAAGAAACAUACACUUGGUAGGGACCUAAUUCAGCCCUCCAAGAUAAGGUCAGCAAUGCCGGUUAUGACUUUAAAUAAUAUUUUAUCAGAAAAGCAGAAUCUGAAAGACAUGUUCUCCUCGUCUGAGUGGAACAUGUCACCCUGGGCCUCAAGAGCAGAGGGCAAGAGGGUUGCAGAUUUGGUGGAGGAUCACUCUUUCUGGACUGGAGCUUGGAUGGUCUUGAAAGCAGCUAUGCCACUCAUCCGCAUUCUUGAUCUGAUCUUUAAGGCUGACAAGCCACUUGUGGGGUACAUAUAUGAAACCAUGGAUCAAGUGAAGGAGACCAUUCAAGAAGAAUUUAAAAACGAAAAAUCCAAAUACAUGCCUUUCUGGGUAGUUAUUGAUGAGAUUUGGGACAAUCAUCUCCACAGUCCUCUCCAUGGGGCUGCUUAUUAUCUUAAUCCAAGUCUCUUCUAUACAAGGGAUUUCAAUGGUGAUCCUGAGGUUGCAUUUGCCCUUCUGUACUCUCUUGUACAAAUGGUGCAGCAUUAUCAAACUCAAGUCUUAAUAUCACGUCAAUUCAGUAAGUAUAGACUUGCUAAAGGGAGUUUUCAAGAGGGAAGAGACAGAAAUCGAGGAAGAAACAUUCCUCCAGCUAUAUGGUGGUCUUGUUAUGGACAUCAAUUUCCUGAACUGCAGCGGUUUGCCAUUCGAAUUCUGAGCCAAAACUGUGAUGGCGCUUCAAAAUAUGGGCUCAAAAGGACUCUGGCUGAGAAGCUGGUUACAAAUGGAAGGAAUCCUAUCGAGCAACAACGGCUGAAAGAUCUUGCAUUUGUUCACUAUAAUUUGCACCUGCAGCAGUUUUGCUCAGGCAUGAAGACUGGCAUUGUGGCUGAGGAAAUUGAUCCAAUGGAUGAUUGGAUCAUUGAUGAAGCACCAGAUAUUGAGCCUCAAACUUCAGUUUCAUGGAUGAACUUGGACUAUACUCGAGGAGCUAUCAAUGAGGAAGGACUUCCCAGAGCAAAGACAGAGUCCAUGUAAGAUUCUGAAAAAGAUGAGUAAAUUUUGGACAGGAUCAAAACCAGAACAUCUUUUGUUUUUU